UGGUCGACAAGUGAAGUCAUAUCCGCGGCGGCGGGAGAUCGUCCGCUAAGCAUUAUCCGAUAGAGUGGCUGCUCUCUCUCCAGGAACGUAAUAAUCAGCAUCGAGUGUCUUUUUUGAGAACUCCAACCACACACUCUUUCAACAAUAAUCCCGGGGGCUCGACGCUAAUACCAUGCCCGUCCAUUUCAUCGUCAAGGGUGUCAGCGAGGGCUUCCCGUCCAUUCCUUAUCUCUAUCCCGUGCUGAAGGUCGUGCCAUGGCUGAUCCUUCUCGCGGCGCUCAAGGUGUACUUUGGCGGCGCGAGCAAUAAGUCGGAGCGAUUGAUGCACUCGAAGGUGGUAAUGAUCACGGGAGGAACAUCUGGAAUAGGAGCUGCCAUCGUCCACGAACUCGCAUCUCGCGGCGCCCAGAUCAUCCUCUUAACUCAACAUCCGCCCUCUGAUAUCUUCCUCGUCGACUACAUCCAAGACCUACGGACCUCGACCAAGAACCAGCUCAUAUACGCAGAACAAGUCGACCUGUCCUCUCUCCAUUCCAUCCGCACCUUCGCUACAAAAUGGGUUGACAAUGCCCCGCCACGGCGUCUGGAUAUGAUCAUCCUCUGUGGAAAUACGGCGGUGCCUCAGGGCGGACAAAGAGAAAUAACCAAGGAUGGGCUGGACGCGGAAUGGCAGAUCAACUACCUGGCCAAUUUCCAUCUGCUAAGCAUCCUGAGCCCUGCCAUACGAGCCCAGCCACCGGACAGAGACGUGCGGAUCGUCUUUGCUACUUGCUCAAGCUACAUCGGCGGCACGAUAGAUCUAAAGCAGACUGAAGGCGCAGCCGUUGCAAACACAACGACAACAACAGCGAAGCCAAGAGGUAAAGGCAAGACAGCCACGGCAACAAAGCAGAACACCAACACGCACAAGAAGCACAAUAUGUUCGGCAUGACGAAACUCGCCCUAAUGACUUUCGCCAAUUCCUUCCAGUCUCACCUCUCCUCGUACAAAAGACCGGACAAAUUCCCAGUCAACGCGCGCGUCCUCAUCGUCGACCCGGGUUUCUGCCGUACGCCAGGAACCCGUCGCUGGCUCACCCGCGGCUCUCUCUGGGGUCUCCUCUUCUAUCUCCUCACAUGGCCACUGUGGUGGUUGAUCCUCAAAUCUCCCCAACAGGGCGCCCAGAGCUUCCUCUACGCGACCAUGGAAGCCAAAUUCGGCCGUGGCACCGGCCCCUGGUUCAUCAAGGAGUGUCGCGAGGUCGAUUUACUCCGGAAGGAAAUCAAAGACGAAGCAGUUGCCAAGCGGCUGUGGGAAUUCAGCGAGAAGCAAAUCGAAGCUAAGGAGAAAGAAGGGGCUGUCAGGAGAGCGUUGGAGAAGAAAGAAAAGGAGGAGGAAGAGAAGAAAAAGAAACAGCAGCAGGACACUACUACGAGUGAAAGCUCUGGAUCUGCUAAGGCUCAGCAGACCCCCGGAUCCAGAAGGAGUCGUAAAGCGAAAUAAAUAGAAAUGAGAAUGGGUGUGGCUUCGUUACAUUGAGGAUCACAAAAAUAGGGAUUGAUUAUGGAAUCCUGCCAAGUUAAUUCCUGUAUCUAAUUAUAGUUGCAAUAUACGUAUAUAGUUAUACCCAAUAUCUAGUAGGAGAUCCCUAAUAAUUAAUGCGCAUGCCAGCUCGG
Messenger RNA from Paecilomyces variotii, 1656 nucleotides. Its product is annotated as oxidoreductase. Bases 173 to 1483 code for a protein of 436 amino acids. The record is from RefSeq and is a predicted model, not a curated record. The transcript is spliced from 2 exons. Lineage: Eukaryota; Fungi; Ascomycota; Eurotiomycetes; Eurotiales; Thermoascaceae.